This is a messenger RNA of Cuscuta europaea, 1280 nucleotides long. The record is from the annotation of a GenBank genome assembly. NCBI's taxonomy places the organism in Eukaryota, Viridiplantae, Streptophyta, Magnoliopsida, Solanales, Convolvulaceae.
AAGCCAAACAAGGCCUCAAGGGUUUAUAUCAGAGUGACGAGGCGGGUAGCGUAAAGGUGCCGCAAGCGCCGAUCCAUAAGAAGUGAAGUGGGAGAAACAAAGCUAAGGCUUCGACAGAUCUGCAAACAGGAGGAGAUCGAAAUCGCGGAAAUGGAUCCAGACGCUCUGUGCCAGGCUUUCGUCACACACUACUACAACACCUUCGAUUCCAAUCGGCCCGGUUUGGCCAAUCUCUACCAGGAUCAGUCCAUGUUGACAUUCGAGGGCGUGAAGAUUCAGGGCGUCGAGAACAUCAAACAAAAGCUAAUGAACCUCCCUUUUGCGCAGUGCUUGCACCAUAUCACCACCGUUGACUUCCAGCCCUCUGGAGCUCACGGCGGCUUUCUCGUAUUUGUCAGCGGCAACCUCCAACUUGGCGGUGAGCAGCACCCUCUCAAGUUUAGCCAGAUGUUUCAUUUGAUGCCAACACAAACAGGAAGUUUUUAUGUGCACAAUGAUGUAUUCCGCUUGAACUAUGCAUGAAGGUGGGAAACUGUGUAUUGGGUUUAUAUUUUCUUGAUGAUGGAAUUGUCAAAAAACGAAAAAAUGACUGAUCAAAAUCUGUCAUGCUUGUAGAAGUUUGGAUUGUGUUUUGUUUGGCUGUUUACCUGUUCUUGAGCUUUUAUUAUUAAAAAUAGACUGAUGAGUUUGAUGAUGAGUAAUUUAGUAGCUAGUAUGGAAUGUUUAGGAAAUUGAGUUGGUUGGUUUCCUCUAUAUGAGUAUUUGCUUGUUCUUUUUUCCCGGCUCUUCCACCUUAUUUCCACCAGGACAUGGAUUAGGCGUAUUGCAAUGGACAGGUUAUGAAGUGGAUAUGCAUUUCACAGAAUAACAGGCAAGCGAUGGACGAUCAAGGCCAUUGCAAUGGAUGCAUUUCCCUAGACAGAACCAGUUUGCAGUUGAGUUAAAUAAAAAUACAUACUGUAGGAUGGGUUGGCUCAUGAAUUCAACCCCCAUCCAUCAUUUGUGUUGAUUAAUUCAACCAAAUGUUAAUUAAUUAAUGAAAACACACACGGUUUCAUUGUCUUGAUUGGUGCUGUACUUUCCUACUCCGACUGACAGCCUGACAUUGCAUGUCACAAGGAAAUGUCGUUUUUUGCCUGGGAUGAGAGUAUGAGACUGAAACUAAGAACCGGUAAAGUGAACCGGAUUGAAUCGUUAAUCGUUAUGACCUGGUUUAAUACGAUUCCAAUAUUUGUCAAGUUUUACCGGCACGAGCAUUAAUAAAGUAAAAUCUGUGUGGU